CCAGCAGCUGCUGGCACCGAGCAGAGGGAGGAGCGCUCCGGCUGGAAGAGGUGGGACGCUCUGCCUGUCCUCAGCUCCUGACUGCCUGCAGCACUGCACGGUCUGGAAGGAGGAGUGGGAAUCGCCCGGUCACUAGUUUGGACUCGACAGCCUGAAGCAGAUGAGGAGAGAGGUUGGCAAGCGCAGGAGCACCAAUGGAGACGUCUCCAGCUCAUCCCAGGACCCUCAGCCCUCCAAGGUGGGACACGGCUCUGUUCCCCAGCCCAGGAGUGGUGCUCAGCACGCUUCAGGUAAGCUUUAUGAAGAGGAGGAGGACGAUGCCCUGCCAGACUCAGAUGCCCUGCCAGACUCAGAUGACGAGGUGGAGCUGGAUAAGCCGCGCCCCAUACAGAUUGUCCUUGCUCACGAAGAUGACCAUAACUUUGAAUUAGAUGAAUCAGCAUUGGAAAAAAUCUUGCUUCAGGAACAUAUUAAAGAUCUUAACAUAGUAGUUGUGUCUGUAGCGGGAGCUUUCCGCAAAGGAAAAUCUUUUCUGCUGGACUUCAUGCUUAGAUACAUGUAUAACAGGACUUCUCCUUGCUGGAUAGGAGGAAACACGGAGCCAUUGACGGGGUUUACAUGGAGAGGUGGAUGUGAACGGGAAACCACUGGCAUUCAGAUUUGGAGUGAAGUGUUUGUAAUUGAUAAACCUAAUGGAACAAAGGUUGCUGUACUACUCAUGGAUACCCAAGGUGCCUUUGAUAGCCAAUCCACUAUCAAAGACUGUGCGACGGUUUUUGCCCUGAGCACCAUGACGAGCUCUGUCCAGGUAUACAACUUGUCUCAGAAUAUUCAGGAAGAUGACCUUCAGCAUUUGCAGUUGUUUACAGAAUAUGGAAGACUAGCUAUGGAAGAAAUUUACCAAAAGCCGUUUCAGACACUAAUGUUCUUAAUUAGAGAUUGGAGUUACCCUUAUGAGCAUGCCUAUGGCUUGGAGGGAGGAAAGAAGUUCCUGGAGAAAAGACUGCAGGUAAAGCAAAACCAACAUGAAGAGCUACAGAAUGUAAGGAAGCAUAUUCACUCCUGUUUCAGUAAUCUUGGGUGUUUCCUGUUGCCCCACCCUGGUCUUAAAGUUGCAACAAAUCCAAAUUUUGAUGGGAGAUUGAAUGAUAUAGAUGAGGAUUUUAAGAAUGAACUGCGGAAUUUGGUACCGUUACUGCUUGCCCCCGAAAACUUGGUAGAAAAAGAGAUUAGUGGAUCCAAGGUGACCUGUAGAGAUCUUGUAGAAUACUUCAAGGCUUACAUUAAAAUUUAUCAAGGAGAGGAGCUACCUCAUCCGAAAUCUAUGCUGCAGGCGACAGCUGAGGCGAACAAUCUUGCUGCUGUGGCAGGAGCUAAAGACUUGUACAGCAAAGGCAUGGAGCAGGUGUGUGGGGGAGAUAAGCCUUACAUCGCCCCGUCGGACCUGGAGCAGAAGCACCAGGAUUUCCGCGAGAGCGCCAUCCGGCAGUUCCGCUCCGUGAAGAAGAUGGGAGGGGAGGAGUUCUGCCGGCGCUACCAGGAGCAACUGGAAGUGGAAAUCGACGAGAUCUAUGCAAACUUUGUGAAGCACAACGAUGGCAAAAACAUCUUUUAUGCUGCUCGUACCCCUGCCACUCUCUUUGCAGUCAUGUUUGCCAUGUACAUAAUCUCAGGACUGACUGGGUUCCUCGGCAUGAACUCCAUAGCUGCCCUGUGUAAUCUCGUGCUGGGGAUGGCUCUUAUAUCGUUUUGUACUUGGGCAUACGUUAAGUACUCUGGGGAAUUCAGAGAAGUUGGAACAGCCAUCGAUCAGAUCGCUGAAGCUAUAUGGGAACAGAGGAAUCCCAGGAAGGUGUUUUCCAAACUCUUUGAAGUCCUUAGACGCCGAACGGUUCGUCGUGCUCUUACAUCAGUGCCGCGACAGCGACUCUCAUCCAACAAUAACAAGAAGAAAAACUAGCCAGUAUUUUUAACUUUCUUUCUGUAUCUGAAGUGUUCACACUUACACAUAUAGGACAAUAAGCUGGACCGUCUGGGCCGGUCUGCAUAAAUGCUGUAACCAUACCAGACUGAUGCUGCAUACGGGGUAUGGAAUUGCACAUCCAUCUUCUAGGAACUGUAAAGUGGUUUGAAUUCAGUGAAAUUACUGCUGUGUAGGAGGGGUAUCACUCGUGUCCAUAGCAUGCGACUGCUUUAACCUCAUUACUCUAGCAGCAAAAAUUCAUUUCUCUUUCAGUUCAUGCCACUUUGUGUCAGACUUCAUCAUUCUAAGUUUUUUCAUGAUUUCGAGUCUCAUCUCUUUAUAUGAUUUUAUAUCUUAUUUUCCUUGGUUACCUCAUUUUCUUGUUUCUUUUGCACAUUUCUCAUUCCACAGGUGUUGAAGCCCAUGAGUGAUAAUUUGAUGGAGGAUCAUAUGAGGCAGUCUGUAAAAAACUCUAUCAAAGCAGGCCUGACCGAGCAGGUGGCCCACCAUGCCAGACUAAAGACAGACUGACAGUUCGUCUCCUCUUCAACUCUGCCCUCUCAUCCUAGCCAUGCUUGCUGUACCAUGAGAACUCAAUAAUAAUAAUAAUAAAAAGAAAAAUAAAUAAAAAUAAACCAAAGUUUACAAUCAACUGUAGAAGUAGUUUAGUGUGAUUGGCUUCACAGAUCGCUGCCAUCACCGGGGAAGAGUUAAGUUUGUCAGCGCUCAGCUUCCCAGUGGAACGGGUGCCACGGAGCGCGCUGGGGUGGGAGCGAGGGGCUCCGUUUUACACGGUGCUGGUGCCCCGCGUUUGGGGGAGGGAUGGGGAGCUUCCCCAGCGCUGAGAGUCCGUGCAGGCUCUGGCUUCCAGGGGCAGCUGUCCCCUGCAGGAGCUGACUUCAGGGAAGUGUCACGAUCGGCCCAGCGUCGCCAGCUCCGGCGAGCGUUGGUGCGUGCAGCCGUGGGAGCAGCCACUCCAUUACAGUCUCUUGCUUUUUGCCUUUUGCCAGUGUUCCACAGCUGCAUGUGCUGGUUCCUCACGCAGAACUGGGGUGUCAGGGAGGCGGUGGCUCGGCACAGAGGGCGUCUGGCCUUGAACUCGCAGGCCUGGGCCCGAGGGAGGCGCAGAUCGGAUCCGAGCUGUCUUUUUUUCCGCAGUUUAGCCUUCGUGUAUAUAAUAUUGCCAUUAAUUCUACUGGGGAAGAAAUUCCAUCCAAAAAUGUUGCCUACAGCUACCAAGCAAUGAGUUAGGAUUGUCUGUACAGUGUGUUUAGUUUUUAUUUUUUAAGAAAUCACAGAUAGGGCAUGUAUAUGAAAUAUAAAUAUAUAAAUACGAUUUUGUAUCAAAGUUUUGUAGUUUAUGGCAAAACCUGGUUCUGUGGUAGCUAAGUGCAGUUCCUGUAAAGGAAUGUUUGUGGCUCAUGUAAAUGUGUGAAUGCAUCAACGAUUUGAAGUUUUUUGAUAUAUUUGUGAUAUUUACCUGCCUUGAGCACUGCAAUCUCUCACCCCCUUGGGAAAAUCAGUGGGAAUGUUUGUUGUGAAACUCUUGUCUUCUGUUGCAUUUUAAAGUUAUUUCCUGUAAUUUAUUUUCAGUACAUGAUUAAAAUCGGUUGUGUAUAUAUGAAAUGAAAUCCGUGCUUAUUUUUAAAAGAUGUUCAAGUAUUGUAUUCUACUACAUAAACUAUGUCAAAUACUUAUCCUGACAAUUAUAUGAACAGAUUUGUUCUAUUGUACUUCAUAGCUUUCUAUUGAAGCCGAUGUUCCUCUCAUGCUUGUCUCUGGAAGGUGACCUCUGUCCAGCUCAUACCCCCUCCCUGUAUAGGAAAACCUCCUGCUUGUUCUUAAGCACGCUUUUGACUUGUGGAGUUGCUUGUCAGAUUCUGCCCUCCAGCAAUUGUAUCACUCUGAAAUCUUGUUACUGGCUUUACUUUCAUUCUUGGCUAAAUCGGUAUCAGCUGUGUGGAGCGUACAGGCAGCUGAGUAAUUAACUGCUGUACUUUCAGCUGGAAAUGGCUGUGUGCAAUAGCUGGGCUUUUUUUGCAUUCCUAAAUGGUAACAAUUCCCGUUAACAUUUGAGCUUUAACAUCUCCCCUCUCUCGAGUGAGGGAAAUCACCUGUCUAGGACUAAAGCAAUUGCACUGUGACUUUUGCACCGCAAAGAACUGCUGGGGAGCGGUGGUUACCUGCCCUCUGCAGGCGAGGGCUCAGCUCCAGGGGAAUGAUGCUAAAGAGGAGGUAGGAAUGUCGCAUUUUAUCAUAUCUCAACCUGUACAGAUUAAAUACUGUUAUUCAAACAA
Molecule: messenger RNA, 4260 nt
Organism: Hirundo rustica (Barn swallow)
Lineage: Eukaryota; Metazoa; Chordata; Aves; Passeriformes; Hirundinidae
Gene: ATL2
Product: atlastin GTPase 2
Exons: 15
Coding region: 161-1960 (599 amino acids)
Biological process (GO): endoplasmic reticulum organization; protein homooligomerization
Molecular function (GO): GTPase activity; GTP binding
Source: RefSeq, a predicted model, not a curated record